UGGAAAUACAUGUACUAUUGCAGAGUUACAACCAUGUACCUGCUGUUUUUUUAUAUCCAGAUAGAAAUGUAUAUAAGCAAUGUUCAUAUUGGAUACCAACAGUUUUCAAAAUGAACUCAAAGGUCUGUCUUCUGUUAUUGGCCGUCACUGCUUUAUCAAAAGCAAGCUAUGAUUACGCACCAAAGUACAGCGCCUUCAAGUAUGAUGCAGCAAAAUUUGUAGCAGGCGGCUGCGGACCAGGAUGGCAUCAGUACAACAACCGUUGUUAUUGGUUCAGCAGACAAAAGCUCAACUGGUACACAGCCUCAAUGAAAUGUGCAGCCAUGGGUGGUUAUUUGGUCUCUAUUGAUCAAUCUCACGAGAACACGUACGUCAGACACAUGUUGAGUGUCUAUGGAGUUAGAGGAGGAUCUUGGCUUGGCCUGAACGACAUUCUGCGACCAAACAAACACAGAUGGUGCUGGGGAUUCGUUGCCAAGCCCUGCCACAAAUUUGACUGGUACAGUAACGAACCCGUGUAUCAUGAGCACGGUGACUACAACUGCGGUAUGUUCAAGAGGUCCUACAAAUACCACUGGCACGUCGACAGCUGUGGACAAAAGAACCACUAUGUCUGUGAGAAACCACUGGGAAAACCAUGUGUAUGUGUGUAUUAGCAGUCCUAUGUAAAUAAAAUAUAUGUACUAUCA
Messenger RNA from Magallana angulata, 689 nucleotides. RefSeq names its product perlucin-like protein. Gene Ontology annotation, biological process: biological process involved in interspecies interaction between organisms. The record is from RefSeq and is a predicted model, not a curated record. NCBI's taxonomy places the organism in Eukaryota, Metazoa, Mollusca, Bivalvia, Ostreida, Ostreidae. Bases 111 to 656 code for a protein of 181 amino acids. Gene Ontology annotation, cellular component: external side of plasma membrane. The transcript has 5 exons. Gene Ontology annotation, molecular function: carbohydrate binding.